GCCAUGUUGCGGCCCUGAGCGCGGCCGGGAUGAGGCGCGGCGAGGCGGCGGCCGGCCGCCCGCUCCUCCUGCCGCGGGGGACUCUGCUUCUGCUCGGUGUCUGCAGCGCUCUUUCCCUGGAGAUUAGAGCCAGUCCUAAAGUGCGAGCUUUCAUCGGUGAGCAAGUGUCGCUGAGAUGCUCAUUCACAUCCAGUUCCCCCAUCAGUGAGAGCCUGACGGUAGACUGGACGUACCAGCCCCUCAGUGGUGGCCAGAUGGAGUCAAUCUUUCAUUACCAGUCUGUCCCGUACCCCACAUCAGUGGGCAAGUUCAAAGACAGGAUAUCCUGGGUGGGGAACGUUGCCAAGGGCGAUGCUUCCAUCGCUAUCCAAAACCCAGCAGUGAGUGACAACGGGACGUUCAUCUGCAGCGUGAAGAACCCUCCGGACGUGUACCACAACAUCCCCCAGACCACGCUGGUGGUUACUGAGAGGGGCCUUUUCUUCCAGCUGACUUCGGCGUCGCUGCUGUCCAUUUUAGUGUUUCUCCCUUCCAUCCUUGUGGUCAUUGUGCUGCUGGUGAGGAUGGGAAGGAAAUUCAGAGCCAUCAAGGAGAAAACAAAAUCUGGCUGUAAGAAAUCCUCCAUCGAAGUGUCUGAUGAGCCUGAGCGUGCAGAGGCAGAUGGCUGCUUGGGGAAGCUCAAAAACUGGUGUCUGGCCUGCGUGGACACGGAUGAGGAAGACCCGUACUGACGACAGACUAAAGCUGUGGAUACAGAACAGAAUCUCAGCACUGAAAGUCACGGUUAGAUGGGUCCGAAGGCUGCUGGAUAACCAGUGCAGAUUGAAGGAGCUGCUCUAAUCUUGCUAAACUGGAAGAAUAAUGCCACAGGGUAAUUCACUUCUGCUUAAGCACAAAAUAAGGACUCUUGAAACCUUCCUAAUUUAUUGGGAGCAAAAAAAAUUCUCUGCUGACCUCACUUGUGCAGUGCCUACAGAGACCUCAGUGCCUUCUGCUGCACAGCCUGUUUUCCUACCAGCAGUCUGACAACUCUUCUUGCUCAGUUUACUUGCAAAUGUGUUUCCUUUACCACUGGGGCCAUCCCUCCUUCCCCGUGCCCUGAGUCGGACCUGCCCGCUGCACAGGCUGCCCCACGCACCUCCGCUCUCUCGGGUCACCCCCACGGGACACCGACAACCUUCUCUCAGUUCUGUGGAAUGUAUUUCCUAAGGACUCCAAACACUUUGACUAAAUAUAUGGCAUCCUUUGUCUUGGAGCAAAGAGAGCCUACUGCUUUUAGUUUAAUCUGGUUUAAUCUGCCACCUAAUUACAGAGUCAGUGUUUUGUUCCUGCUGGUUUCUGGUUCUGUUUUGAAGUCACCAGCUGCACCGUGGUGUUACCUUACAUUGUCCACUUUUCUCUUCCCUUUUCUUUGGUGUUACUGUUUGUCCAACAGCUGCAUCUCUGGGUACAUCUCCUUCUGCUUGUAGAAGUGAAGCACCAUUCAUAUAAACCUGUUUUUUAGGUCAGAAAUGCAAAUGGGGACUCUGUAUCUGGGGAAACAUAACCCCAUCUACCUCAGCCAUUGGCUCAAGCAGCAUCCAAAGGAACGUUCCGUGUUCAGAACAACAGUCCCAUCCCUCCUCGCUUGUAGAUACUGUUUUAGGGAAACAGCUAAACAUGCAUCACUGCUGCCUGGAAAGAAAGAGAACUUUCAGCAGCCUGAUCUGAUAAAGCAGGCAGCAGAGAGCAGUGGGAUUAUCUCUGCUCCAUACCUAAGCAGCUGCUGUUUCCCAUGUCCUUUCUGUGGGCAGCUUUGGGCAGACAGUCUCCUUUCCCGUGUGUGGUGUAAGUUUACUGUUGACUUUGAUGUGCCAUUACCAAUAAAUGACUUGGUUCCUUUC
This is a messenger RNA of Colius striatus (speckled mousebird), 1883 nucleotides long. It is a transcript of the gene MPZL3, whose product is annotated as myelin protein zero like 3. Bases 30 to 731 code for a protein of 233 amino acids. The record is from RefSeq and is a predicted model, not a curated record. Gene Ontology annotation, cellular component: membrane. The transcript is spliced from 6 exons. NCBI's taxonomy places the organism in Eukaryota, Metazoa, Chordata, Aves, Coliiformes, Coliidae.